This is a messenger RNA of Vidua macroura (Pin-tailed whydah), 4339 nucleotides long. RefSeq names its product procollagen-lysine,2-oxoglutarate 5-dioxygenase 1 (gene PLOD1). Gene Ontology annotation, biological process: peptidyl-lysine hydroxylation. Lineage: Eukaryota; Metazoa; Chordata; Aves; Passeriformes; Viduidae. Gene Ontology annotation, cellular component: endoplasmic reticulum. Gene Ontology annotation, molecular function: procollagen-lysine 5-dioxygenase activity; L-ascorbic acid binding; iron ion binding. The record is from RefSeq and is a predicted model, not a curated record.
CCGCGGGUGCCCCGCAUGCUGCCCGGCCCGGCAAAGCCGCUGCAGCUCCGGGAUCAAACCCACGAGCUCGUCUCGCUCUUCCCUCGCUUUCCACGCGGCCCCAGCGCGUCCUGCCCCGUCUCCCAGCCCUGCCCCGGCUGCCCUCCCGCCUCUUGCGGGGGCCGGGGCUGCCCGGGAGGAGGAGCCACCGCCUCGCCGCUUCCUCCGCCCGUCUCCGGGCGGGUGUGGUGCGUGGCACAGCUCCGGCAGCCCCGGAGCCGCCCGCUCCGUCCCGCAGGCACCGCUCCCGGCCAGCGUCAGCUCCCGGAGCGGGGUCCGGGGGGGAUCGCCUCCAUGGUGCCUCCGGCGGUGCUGCUGCUCUGGGCGGUGCUGGCGCUGCUCGGGGCGGGGGGUGGCCGUGCCUCACAGCAGGAAGAAAAACUGCUGGUUCUGACUGUUGCCACCAAGCAGACUGAAGGGUUCCAGCGGUUCAGAAGAUCAGCCCAAUUCUUCAACUACAAAGUCCAGGUGCUGGGGCUGGAUGAGGAGUGGCGGGGUGGAGAUGACCAGCAGCCAGCUGGAGGUGGGCAGAAGGUCCGUCUCCUGAAGUCAGCUCUGAAGCAGUAUGAGGAUAAGGAGGACUUGAUCAUCCUUUUUGUAGAAAGCUAUGAUGUGCUCUUUGCUUCGGGCCCCACAGAACUGCUGAAGAAGUUCAAACAAGCCAAAAGCAAGGUGGUUUUCUCAGCAGAGAAUUACAUCUAUCCUGACAGAAAGGUGGAAGCCAAGUAUCCUCAGGUGCGAGACGGAAAGCGCUUCCUGGGUUCUGGAGGCUUCAUAGGUUAUGCUCCAAACCUGAAGAAGCUUGUGGAGGAGUGGAAAGGAAAGGAUGAUGACAGUGACCAACUCUUCUAUACAAAUAUCUUCUUGGAUCCAGAAAAAAGAGAAAGUAUCAACAUUAGUCUAGACCAUAGAAGCCGGAUCUUCCAAAACCUAAAUGGAGCAUUAGAUGAGAUAGUUCUGAAGUUUGAAAAUUCACGAGUGAGAGCAAGAAACUUGUUAUAUGACACUCUGCCUGUGGUGAUCCAUGGAAAUGGACCCACCAAGCUGCAGCUGAACUACCUGGGAAACUACAUUCCUCAAAUAUGGACAUUUGAGACUGGCUGCACGGUGUGUGAUGAAGGUCUGCGAAGCCUCUUGGGGUUUAAGGAUGAGGCAUUGCCAAUGAUUCUGAUUGGCAUUUUCAUUGAGCAGCCCACCCCGUUCCUCUCCCAGUUUUUCUUGCGGCUUCGUAACCUUCAUUACCCAAAGCAACGAAUCCAGCUCUUCAUUCACAACCAUGAGGAACAUCACUUGAUGGAAGUGGACUCUUUUGUAGAAGAGCAUGGCAAAGAAUAUCUCACUGUCAAAGUGAUCGGACCAGAUGAUGAAGUGGAGAAUGCUGAGGCACGUAACUUGGGCAUGGAUUUGUGCAGGAAGGAUCCUGACUGUGACUAUUACUUUAGCCUGGAUGCUGAGGUAGUUCUGAAGAACACAGAGACUCUGAGGAUCCUGAUUGAACAGAACAAGCUGGUGAUUGCCCCCCUGGUAAGCCGUCACGAGAAGCUGUGGUCCAAUUUCUGGGGAGCACUGAGCCCUGAUGGAUACUACGCCCGCUCGGAAGAUUAUGUGGAUAUUGUUCAAAGGCGGAGAGUUGGGCUUUGGAAUGUUCCCUACAUCAGCAGUGUCUACAUGGUUAAAGCCAAGGCUCUGCGCUCGGAGCUUGACCAGGGAGAUCUGUUCCACAGUGGCAAGCUGGAUGCUGACAUGGCUUUCUGCCACAACAUUCGGAAUCAGGGAGUCUUUAUGUACCUGACAAACCAACAUCAGUUUGGACACAUACUGUCCCUGGAGAAUUACCAGACAAGUCACCUCCACAAUGACCUCUGGCAAAUAUUCAGCAAUCCCGAGGACUGGAGAGAAAAGUACAUCCAUGAAAACUACACAGCAGCUCUGAAAGGGAAAUUGGUAGAAAUGCCCUGCCCAGAUGUUUACUGGUUCCCCAUAUUCACUGACACUGCCUGUGAUGAGCUGGUGGAAGAAAUGGAACAUUAUGGCCAGUGGUCCACAGGUGACAACACGGACAGCAGAAUACAAGGAGGAUAUGAGAAUGUCCCAACUAUUGAUAUACACAUGAACCAAAUUGGCUUUGAAAGAGAAUGGUAUAAGUUUCUUCUGGACUAUAUUGCACCCAUCACAGAGAAGCUGUACCCAGGAUACUACACCAAGACCCAGUUUGAACUGGCCUUCGUGGUUCGCUACAAACCUGACGAGCAGCCGUCCCUAAUGCCCCACCACGACGCGUCCACCUUCACCAUCAACAUUGCCUUGAACAGAGUUGGCAUUGACUAUGAGGGAGGAGGCUGCCGCUUCCUGCGCUACAACUGCUCCAUCCGAGCUCCACGGAAAGGCUGGACCCUUAUGCAUCCAGGACGCCUGACCCACUACCAUGAAGGUCUUCCAACCACCAAAGGAACCCGCUACAUUGCAGUGUCCUUUCUUGACCCCUAGAGUUCUGCUUCCCAGGAAGGACCUUUCCCUGGCCCUGCUCACUGCUGACUUGGAGUAGAAACAGGGAAUGUUGCUGAAAGUUUCUAAGGCAUUGUUCAAAGCUAUUUGGAUUUGAUUUUUAUAUGAUUUUUAAUAUGAUUUUUAAUGAUAUUCUAAGACUCCACUACUGGAGGACUCCACUCUCUGAUACUGCAGGUAAUAUCUAGGAAUAUUGCUGUAGCAGUCCAAAGGAGAUUUUGUGCCUUCGUCUUUGAUUCUGUUCCUCAUCCACUGUUUCUUGAAAGUGCUGUUUACUUGAACUUUCAUCAGUGAUUAAUUGGCUUUAAAAAAUAGUUUUUUGGACUGGAAAUCCAGCUUUUUGGAGGCAAGUUACAAGCUGGAAGCCUGUUUUCAUCCACAGCAUAUAUGGGACUGGAUGUUACACAGUAAUUCCUGGACAUUAUUCCAAAUAUAAACCAAUCAGGGAGCUUACUCCAGGAGUCAUAACAGUUAAGUGUCACACCAAAUGAAACUGAGUUGGAAGAGCCUGAAGAUCAUCUGAUUCCUUACCUCUUUGCUGUCCUUGCAAGCAAAUCACAAAGUUCAAAGCAGCAGCAGUGGCAACAUAGGUGCUUCUGGUUAGCUCAAGAAGGUCCUCUGACGAUGCUUUACCUCUGGGAUUAGACUGAAGAGAUAAAAGACCUCCCUACCUUCUGUCUCUCAGCUCAGCUAAGAGCAGCAGGCAUACCCACACAAAUUCAAGCCAUGUGUCAAUAUGUAGAUUAAAUCUAAGAAAGGGAAGGCUGGGAACAGCUACAUCAGUCAGGGGGGCUUCACGGCAGAAUUGUCUCUGUUCUGUACCCUGUUACAGUAGCCAAAAGCUCUGAUCAAUCUCUGGAUAACAACCCAGAGGUCCCAGUGGUCUUUGGUUUCCUCAUUCCAUUUGUCAGAGAUUGUUUUAAUAAUUUUAUUUGAUGGCCCAUUCACAUAAGAUGGAAAGAGUUGUUCUCUGGUUCUUAGAGGACAUAAUUAUUCAGUGUUUCUAUUAUUUGAGAUUGAAAACCAAAACACUCCAUUGCAGAAACUUCUCCAAUGGGGUCAAGGCUGAUAGAAAUGAGUGGUUGGGAAGUGCUGAGAGAUUGUGGUGAACCAGUAGUUGUAAAAAUAUGUCUAGACUAGACCUGUGGUUAGAUAGUGAAGGGGCAGAAACCUUUUCUUCCUGUGCCUGUGGGAUACCUGCUCUGCUUAUCAGACACCAUUAUGCCAGACUAGUGUGUUUCACAAGCAAUAAAUUCAUAGAGUGAUUGUCCUUAGGGGGAAAAAAAUUAUGUGCCUUUUAGUUGUCUAUCUCCAGCUUCUGCUGCCUGAUUGUCAGAGUCGAGCCCUUCUUCUGGGAUGGGUCACUCUAAUGGGGGCAGAACAGCUUUAGACAUGGAAGGGGACAAAGAGCUUUCCCGACUGCUUUCCUUGAGCUUUUUAGGUCUGUUUUGAGGCCAUACACUCACCCGUGCCCAGGACAGAAAAAUCCAGGCAGGGGCAAUCAUUUGAGAAGUAAAACUGUAUUAAGUCCUGUUAUGUGAAAUCCAGAACUGCCUCUUACCAAACGAAGGGAUUGAUCAGCCAGUCGUCGAGAUGUCCAAAAUGUGUAUUACGUAUUUAUUCAGCAGCAGGGGUUUUUUUGUUUGGUUGGGAUUUUUUUUUUUUUUUUGGUAUUUUUUGUUCGGUUUUUUUUUGUUAUUUUGCUGUUAUUUUGUCCUCGGGCCGGUUCGGUGGUGGGCGUUAACGAGCUGUACGGUUUGAGCACGGGGAACUCGCAUUAAACCCUUUCCCGUGA